Messenger RNA from Brettanomyces bruxellensis, 372 nucleotides. RefSeq lists its product as uncharacterized. Gene Ontology annotation, cellular component: membrane; endomembrane system. The transcript has a single exon. NCBI's taxonomy places the organism in Eukaryota, Fungi, Ascomycota, Pichiomycetes, Pichiales, Pichiaceae. The coding region runs from base 1 to 372 and encodes 123 amino acids. The record is from RefSeq and is a predicted model, not a curated record.
AUGUCAUUAAAACAGUUGAGUUUGUAUAAUGGAACAGAUUCAUCACUCCCUAUAUAUAUUUCAGUCAAUGGAACCAUAUUUGAUGUCACCAAAAGCAAACAUAUAUAUGGACCAGGGGGAAGAUAUCAUAUAUUUGCUGGUCAUGAUUAUUCACGUCUUUUCGUCAACGGCUGCUUCAAAAAAAGAGAUCAAUGGACGUUUGACCUCAGAGGAUUGGAUCGACAGGUAGUCCAAUCAACUUUGGAGAAAUGGUCUCAAUAUUUUACUAGGCACCCAGAAUAUUGGAGAGUUGGUUGCGUAGAUUUCCCAUCAUUAAAAGAAAUAGAGCCACCAGAAAUAUGUGAUGAUGGACUCGUCUAUCCUGGCUUUUAA